UUGGCCAGUUGGGAUGUUCUAAAAGGGGCGUGAAGUUGACUAUUAGCAACUGGCUUCUGUGAUGCCAUACCUCUGGAGAGCCAAUGCAGUAUUGGCGGCGACCCGCACAAACGGAAUAACGCGACUCCACGUCGCAUUUUUACGCCAUAGAUAACUUAGUUUGAUUCAUUGAGACGUUUUUGAUGUCCCUCUGACUGACAUCAGUGUAUCAAAAGAACAGUGACCCGGCUCUCUGGACCUGGCUAACAUAGCUAGCUAGCCUGUUUUGCUAGGCUACUAGCAGUCGUUGAAUCGGCUAGGCUAAACCCAACAUUAGCAAAGGUUUGUUCCGCGCGCGGUGUCACAACGACUGAAUUUAAAACUACAUUUGACUCGAAGUUUCAUUCUGUAUUUGGUCAUCAAGUGGAAAACGUAGCCACUGUGAGCUACUUUACCGCGCUAGUUAUCUAUUAUAAAAGUCAGCAGUCACGCUCUCCCAACUAUCUGCUUGCGAGUUGGUGGGCUUUGUGCUGUGUUUAGCCAUCGCAUGCUAGCUAUCCCUUACGAAAGUUGAUGGUGAUCCCACACAAACGUUACGGAUAACGUUAAACUGGACUCGUCGUCGAUGGCCUGACAAGUGUUGUAAGGAACUGCGGAGACGACGGUGUUUAUUUUAUUAAGCAACGCUAAGUUCCCUCAACUGCAGAGGUUGCACGUCGGGCGGGCCUCGUUGAUUGCGAGCAAACAUGUAACAGCCUCGGUUGGAUUCCAAGAAGAAUACCAGCGUCAACUUGGAAGCAUGCACAAUUCCGGAGUCCUGCAGCAAGAAAAGAUGGAGCUGGACCUGGACAGCCCAUCUUCCUUAGUUCAGAGCGAUGGACAGCUGAGGAGAUCCAACAGUGCACCCAUGAUUAAUGGCCUCAGUGAUAACUCCCAAGUGUUCCAGAGAGAGGUCUUGCGAAGCCGCAGAAAUAGCACAACGGUCGUCAACAGGCCCAAUAUGGUUCCUUCCUCGCCUAUCCGGGUUCCCAGCACCAGACUUCAUCAGAUCAAACAAGAAGAGGGUGUCGAUGUGAUGAACAGAGAAACUGCACAUGAGCGGGAAGUGCAAGCUGCUAUGCAAAUAAGCCAGUCCUGGGAGGAAAGUCUGAGUCUGAGCGACAAUGAUUUGGAAAAAUCUGCGUCAUCAUCCCCUAAGCGCAUCGACUUUGUGCCCGUGUCCCCAGCACCAUCCCCAACCAGAGGAAUAGGGAAAAAGCAGUGUUUCUCUCCGUCUCUACAAAUCCUCGUGAGCAGCAAUGGCCUCACUCCCAGUCCUAUACCGAGUCCAACGCGGCGCUUUGGCCGUCGGAGCCAGAGUCCUAUCAACUGCAUCCGAGCUAGCAUACUUGGACCUAUAAAGCGCAAAGGUGAGAUGGAGAUAGAGAGUCAGCCAAAAAGGCUCUUUCAGGGCACCACCACCAUGUUGUCCUCAGAUGUCUCCAACCUGUCUGAUCUGGGCUCCUGUCACUCUCCAGAUGGAUUGCUGGACGGCAGCCUGAGCAGCGUCUGCUCCUCCACAGACUCCCCGGGCAAAAUGGAGGGAGUGUCCCCCUCGUCGUCCAGCAACUCUCCCUUCGCCUCCCUCCAGGAUUUGUCUCCAAAGUGAGACCGCUAUGGCAACACAAUCUUUUUCUUUUUCACCCCGUACUUUUUUUAGAGCCGCCACAUCAGCGCUGCCUAGAAGAAUCCAUGUGUGCUUUAUAAUGCCUGGUGGCUUGAUCUUGCGGUCAUGCAGUUUGUCAGGAAGUCAAAGCCAUGACUGAAUUGUUGUGUGGAGGUAAAUCUAGUGAGUAGAGUUGUGUAGGCGCGGGGGUAAGUCGAAUGAACCUGGGAAAGACGGAGGAUGCUGAGCACAAGCUGCUAGUCUUUGGAUGGUGCUUGGCUUCACACUGGCAUUUAUUCUCCAACUAGCUGUCAUCCACGCGUCCUCUCAGAUGAGACAUGAAGCACUGGAUGAAAAAAAGUAUCUGGAUAGGUGUAUGUGUCCCCUUCUUUGUGCUGGAACCUUUUUGUCCAUUAUGUUUUAUAUGUACAGUCUGCAGAUUUUGUAAGAAAAGAUUUAACUUAUUGUUUCUCCAAUUUUUGCUUUUAUGUACAUAAUUCCUCUUGUGUGUAGAAGUUUGAGUGCUGAGGUGAAUGAGGCCAGGGAUACAUGGGAAAUCUUACUGUCCUACUCAGAUUUUUCCCAUCAUAGGGUUGAAACUGUGGUGUUUUUGUUUUAAGUGGCUUGUGUUUGCCUCCCAUGUCAUAUUUCCUGUAGGAGCAGUGGAUUUCAUAGUUUUUAGUGUUUAACGCUAAAGACGUCUGGAUUGUUGUACAGUUUUCCUGCCCUUUUUUUUGUCUUGAAGAAAAAUUAUUUAUGGUUUAAAAAAUCUAUAAAUAUAUAUACACAUAUAUUUCAUAUAUAUAUGAAAUACAAUGGAGGUAAGGUUCUAUCUCCAGUAGACGUGAACGUAUGUGUUGUCAUUGUAAUCAGACUGCAGUCAUAUGCAGCUAAAAUCCAAAUGACACCAUUUCUGUUAUGAAAGGCUGCUGUUCCUGCUGUGGUUGUUGUUGCACAGGGUACCCGUUUCUUGUUUUGUUUUCUUGUUCAGCCUGUGUUAAGUCUUAAGUGGGGAAGUUUAUUAAAACAAGAAAAGGUCAAAACAGUAUGUCGAGGUUAAGCCUGUACUGUGAUUUUUGCACCUGCAUUUGUUCAACUGUCCUUGUAGCCUCCGUGGACAAACAAGGAUGUGAUUGUAAUCCUUUUUAAGGGGUUGUGCCCCUUUUUACUAUGAAGAAAAGCUUGUUUGCAGUUAUAUAACUGAAUGUUUUUAUCCCCCCCCCCCCUUCCCCUAAAUUAGAACACAGAAAAACUGCGUGCUUGUCAAUGCAAGACAUUUUUCCAGGGCAUGAUGAUUUAGUGACUUUCAGUGUCAACCUGAGCUUUUGCUUUUUCGCUCAUAUCAAACAAAGACUAAAUAAAUUAUUUCUUUAUGAA
Molecule: messenger RNA, 3001 nt
Organism: Doryrhamphus excisus (bluestripe pipefish)
Lineage: Eukaryota; Metazoa; Chordata; Actinopteri; Syngnathiformes; Syngnathidae
Gene: pabir2
Product: PABIR family member 2
Molecular function (GO): protein serine/threonine phosphatase inhibitor activity
Source: RefSeq, a predicted model, not a curated record